UUGAAAAAGGAGCGUCUGUUGUUGUUGGUUUCCGUGUUGUGGAGAAAAAAUUCGCAAAUUAUGGCUGAGGUGAAGCUCGGCGGCCAGGCAGCAGCGGAGCUGUCCGAGGCCGCUCAGAGUGAGCUGAUGGACCAGUGCGAGGAGCAGUUCGCUCAGCUGGAAAAGCUUCAGAAUGAGAUUAUUCUGUGUGAACCAGAGUCCUGUGAGAAUCCUCAGGAGCAGGCAGUAAAUCGACUGAUGGCAACAGAAGCUGAACUGAAGCAGUGGCUGACCGUGGAGCCAGAAUUGCUGAUAUCAAAUUCAGAAGUUUUACUUCAGGCUGGAAAAGAGGAGAUGCUCAAGCUGUGCUCUGAACUUGAGAUGGUUGUUUCUUGCCAUGAAGCAAAGAGAGACAAACUGAGAGAAACUAAAGAACUUGAACAGAAGUGGUUGGAGGAGAAGAAACAGGCGCUGAUAGCCGCCAAUGACCACGUUGAACGACUUAAAACGGAAAGGGGGAAAUUAUCCGAACAGAGUAUACUGCAGGACACCAAGGCAAAAAUCCAUAAAAUGAAGGUCUACCAGGAGAGGUUGAUGGAGUCUCUGGGCGACGUACUGGAGAAGCACGUCCCUCUCCCUCAGAAUGAAUCCAGUGCCAACAGGAAGAAGAAGAACAUUACCCAGGAGUUAGACGAAGACUUGAUUUCACUUAAUGAAAUUCUUGAGCUGCUCAUGAACAAGGUCCUGAAUACACCACACGACCCCUACGUGACAGUGGACAACACAUUCUGGCCCCCGUACACGGAGAUGCUGCUCCGCUACGGCAUUGCAGUGAGGCACCAGCAGAACAACUUCAAGAUCCGCCUGGAAACCUUCUGUUAAGGCAGCGGUGCAUCAGGCAUCUUAAGCACCACUUAUCUGCUAGUGUUUGUAGUUUGAGUCUGAUUGUAUAGUGUUGUCAUUAUGUAUAUUUACGUGAGCUCAUAUGAAAACCAACUGCUGGGAAAGAUAUGAGGUUAGCCAUAUAAUGAAGUGUGAUUAUUAAAUUAGGUUUCACAAGUAUUUUUAAACCAUGAGUCAUUUAAAACAUCUGAGAACACCGACAUUAAAGUCUUAUAUCAUUAGUGUUGAUAUUUUCUCUUAAGUACAUAUUUCCUUUGAUCCUAAUUCAUAGCUGUUUUUAAUGGCACGAUGUAAUCAUCAAUGAGAAAUGUAGGUGCAUUUAUGACUAUGAAUUUGGUUUCAUUAAAAUAUGUUUGAGUUGCUUAUAAGGGGACUUUUUGAAGCCUUCAGGUGCCCAAAGGGUGAA
Messenger RNA from Anarrhichthys ocellatus (wolf-eel), 1288 nucleotides. RefSeq names its product centromere protein K (gene cenpk). The coding region runs from base 61 to 861 and encodes 266 amino acids. NCBI's taxonomy places the organism in Eukaryota, Metazoa, Chordata, Actinopteri, Perciformes, Anarhichadidae. Gene Ontology annotation, biological process: kinetochore assembly; mitotic sister chromatid segregation. The transcript has 10 exons. Gene Ontology annotation, cellular component: nucleus. The record is from RefSeq and is a predicted model, not a curated record.